Messenger RNA from Cavia porcellus (domestic guinea pig), 1736 nucleotides. RefSeq names its product transmembrane protein 204 (gene Tmem204). The transcript is spliced from 4 exons. Bases 533 to 1213 code for a protein of 226 amino acids. Lineage: Eukaryota; Metazoa; Chordata; Mammalia; Rodentia; Caviidae. Gene Ontology annotation, cellular component: plasma membrane. Gene Ontology annotation, biological process: lymph vessel development; regulation of vascular endothelial growth factor receptor signaling pathway; smooth muscle cell differentiation. The record is from RefSeq and is a predicted model, not a curated record.
AACAACAGGCUCAUGGUACCUACUGCAUAGAAGGAAUGCCUGGAUGGCUGGUUACCUAGUUCCUCAGGAUCCUGACUGGCUAUUGUAUCUGUGGCAUCCGCAGCUCCCUAGCCCAGCAACUGAUCAAGCUUAGAAGUUGACAGGCAGAAGAGGUGCAUGUUCGUGGUCUCCUUAGCUUCUGUUUCCCAGAAAGACGGCAUACUCACAACUCUGGAUUUUCGCUGGUGCCUCCGUUUCUUCCCCAAGAUGGGCCUCGCAGCGACUGGCUUCAGCACAGGCCUGGCCUUACUCCAGGUGCAGGAGGGAGGAUAAGGCAGGGCCGUGAACGGCUCACCUGGAUCAGUCCCAUGGGCCUGUCCCUACAUAGCUGCUGUCUUUGUGUGCCUGGUGAUAACUGUUAUACUGCCUUUGAGAAUGAGCGGUGAUGUUCUCUAGCUGCCUCUAGUAACAUCGUGGCUCUCCCUGGAUGCAAAGCAGCUGACUGGGACUUGGAAUUCUCUCCGAGAUAAAUGGACAGCACUGGCAGUCAGCUAUGACUGUCCAGAAACUUGUGGCCAUAGCUGUGCUGGUGGCCUUGGCUUCCCUCAUCCUCAAUAAUGCGGCUGCCUUCACUCCCAACUGGGUGUACCAGACACUGGAGGAUGGGCGCAAGCGCAGUGUGGGACUGUGGAGGUCCUGCUGGCUGGUGGACAGGGGCCGGGGUAGCCCUAGUUCUGGGACCAGAACUGGGCAGGUGGAUACACAGGACUGCGAGGUGCUGGGCUGGGGCUCGGAGUCAGCAGGUUUCCAGGAGUCUCGAGGCACUGUCAAACUACAGUUUGACAUGAUGCGUGCCUGCAACCUGGUAGCCACAGCAGCGCUGGCUGUGGGUCAGCUCACUUUCGUCCUGGGUCUGAUGGGUCUGACUCUGAUGUCACCUGAGUCCCAGUGCUGGGAGGAGGCCAUGGCUGCUGCAUUCCAGUUGGCAAGCUUUGUGCUGGUCAUUGGGCUGGUGACAUUCUACAGAAUUGGUCCCUACACCAACCUGUCCUGGUCCUGCUACCUGAACAUUGGUGCCUGCCUCCUGGCCACUUUGGCAGCUGCCAUGCUCAUCUGGAACAUUCUUCACCGCAGGGAGGACUGCAUGGCACCCCGGGUGAUUGUCAUCAGCCGUUCCCUCACAGCUCGAUUCCGCCGGGGGCUGGACAAUGACUAUGUGGAGUCUCCAUGCUAGUCACCCUUCUUAGGAUGUCACAAGUGAAUAUCCACUCUAAUGGAAUAUUCUAGAAACAAAUGGGCUUUCCCAGGCAGAGGCAUAGGAUAAAUCUGGGUUAUCUACAUACAACAUGUACGAUACUCAUGUACAUUUAGUAUGUUACAUAAGAAUAUAUCAUGUCUAUGUAUUAUGUGCAUCACUCUACUCCUGAUAGUAUCUUCCUUGGCUACCACAAUGCGGCUUCAUAUCAUGCACAUUUCCAGAGUGGAGACGAGAGCCUGAGAUGGGCAGGAGGUGAUGUGAGAGCCUUGGUCUCUACCUUUGUUUAGAAUUAAUUUAUUCUGCAUCUGCUGAGGUAGUGCCCGGUUACAUUUUACUUUCAUAAAGCAGAACACUAAGCUUUUCAUGAAAUGUCCAUGAUAUUCCUUGAGUGAAUCAGAAUUUAUAACCAGGCAGCAAUGGUUUUAUGCCAGAAUUGGGUUAGUAGUGUACGUUGUGUUCUGAUCAUUUUUCUAAAUUAAAAUAAAUGCAAACAUCUUAA